This is a messenger RNA of Cydia strobilella, 4531 nucleotides long. It is a transcript of the gene Syx7, whose product is annotated as syntaxin-12. The transcript has 8 exons. The coding region runs from base 129 to 923 and encodes 264 amino acids. Lineage: Eukaryota; Metazoa; Arthropoda; Insecta; Lepidoptera; Tortricidae. Gene Ontology annotation, biological process: vesicle fusion; intracellular protein transport; vesicle-mediated transport. Gene Ontology annotation, molecular function: SNAP receptor activity; SNARE binding. The record is from RefSeq and is a predicted model, not a curated record. Gene Ontology annotation, cellular component: SNARE complex; synaptic vesicle; endomembrane system.
UAUGUUAUUGGUUCUGGUUGUCGAAAAAAGGAUCGGUCGUGUCAGUGCGUGAUAAUUUUAAUUUAUCAAUUAGUUGUGAUUUGUGUUGUAUACGUCAUUGGCUAAUCACAUCUAAUUAAAUCAGUAAGAUGGAUGCUUCAUAUCAAGGCGGCGUGACCUACGAAGACAGGGGCGAGAGUUUCCAGCAGUUGUCGUCUACGAUAGCCAGUAAUAUAAAGAAAAUAUCACAAAAUGUAUCCUCAAUGUCAAAGAUGGUCAACCAGCUGCAAACUCCACAAGACUCGCAGGAGCUGCGCAAUCAAUUGCGUCAGAUCCAGAAUUACACCCAAAAGAUGGCCAAAGACACAUCCUCCAUGAUCAUGGACUUGAUGAAGAUGCCGGUGGAGCAGCCCGCGGGCAAGCUGACCAGGGAGCGGCUCAGCGACGAGUAUAUGGCCACACUCAACGCCUUCCAGGCGACACAAAAAUCAGCUGCUGCAAAGACGAAAGAGGAUGUGCGAAAAGUGAAGGCCCAGAGCGCCACCAUCAACAUUGGGGAUCCGUUUGGCAUGUCCGGGCGCAGCAACGACCUGGUGGAGAUGGACGACAAGAACACGCGCCGGCAGGAGCAGAUGACGAUGCAGACCGAGCAGGACCUGCAGCAGCUGGAGGAGCGCGAGAGAGACAUCAGGCAGCUUGAGGGUGACAUUCUAGACGUGAACCAAAUAUUCAAGGAACUGGGCACCAUGAUCCACGACCAAGGUCAAGUUGUGGACUCCAUCGAGUCGAGCGUCGAAUAUACCGCCCACAACGUCGAGGCCGCCACGGCGGAGCUCCGACAGGCCUCCAACUACAAGAAUAAGCUGCGAAAGAAGAAAGUAUAUAUCGCGAUUAUCCUCAUAGUGAUCGUCUCAAUUAUUCUUAUAAUUAUAUUUAACCGUUAAUGUCCUUUUAAAAACCCAACAUUGUUAAUGAUUUAAAUAGGAACAUUGUAAUAUUAUUGUGGUAAAUUUCUUUAAAAACGCCUUUUCUAUUUCAAAAUAGCACUGGCUACUGGCUUUUAGUUAAGGUGCGUUGGGAUAAGUUGAAAACGGGUCAGACAAAAAGUUGUCCAUAAUUCCGAAUCAAGUGUACCUAAUAUUUUUAGUCCUGGCAACAUUGUUCCAACUGCCAUUUAGUUGUGCCCCGUCGCACAUUGGUCAAUCACCACUUGAAAUGCAAAGUAGUGUGUUACGGACUUUGUCGGUGGUAUUAUCGUCAUCUAUUCGACGACGAUUUUAAAGCUUACCCCAACGUACCUUACUUCGAUUGUAAAAGUAAACAAAUUUGACAACAUUAUAUCUAUAAAAAGCGUUAAAUAGUGCACUGUGCAGUACAUAUAUUGUAUCGCAUUUAUGCGCUAACGAACGGGUUAGCGCUAACGUUCGACAAAACUGGUAACCACAAAAUGUAUGACGCCACACGUGCCAUCUAGUCAAAGUGAAUUUGUCUAUGAUCUAGUUCAACUCUCUGCGGCUACAAUAUUGCACAUCAUUACGCGUCUUAAUAUUCUUGUGGAAUAAUUUCUAUGGCGGUCGUUGUUAGAUUUAUCGACACUAUGUUCAUACUAGUUUUAUUUAUUUCACUGUAAUGUGGUGUGGUAGAAGUUUGGCUCCCUGCGGAGACAUCCUUUUAUUUAUACCACGUCAGUGAGUCACAAGCGAACGCGCCGCCUGAUUGCUUCCGCCUUUGCGCCUGACUGAAGCGUUUCCUCAAUAAAGUGCUGGUGCCAGACUUUGACCAUCAUUUGUGUCUUUUGUAUUGUUUAAGACAAUGUGUCCCAUACAGACAUUUGAUGCUCAAAACAAACCUGAUCGACUGAUACCAUUCAUAAAAAAUUGUCAAAUACCCUAUGCACAGAAGUUGAUAUUGGGGUGCAGCUGCACGUGUCGUUUCACGUCUUUGACGGUCAAAGUGUUAAAAUGUUAUUAUUUUUACAGCUAUAUCGUUGAUCUCCUUGAGUAUUUUAUUAUUAAGAUGGCUGAGAUAGAAUCGAAAUCGAAUCUAUUAGCAUUCCCGAUUAACAUAAGUGUUUUGUGUUUUAUAAAAAGGGCCCUUUUUGAGCUUAUAAUAAGCUCCCUUUAUCUACACGAUAUACAAUAUUAUAACAUUUCGGUUUAAUGAGAGCUCGUAAGAGUUGUAAAAUAAUAUUAUAUUAUUGAGUUUAAAUCAUUAACAAUACAAAAAAAGAAACAUAUUUAUGUUCUUUGUAUAACGUAGUAAUACCUACAUGUAAAAAAACUUACGAUGAUUUUAGUUGCGAGCCUUUUAUUUUUACGCAUAAAUGAAUAAAGGACUGGAGUUUUAAGUUAAUAAGCACUUAUCGUGUUAUUUGACAUUAAAAAUAGAAAAGACGCGAUAAUCAGAUAUACUUCAUAUUAAAUAAUAGCAUACGAUCAUAUAAAUCAGCCCGAUGUCCUUUAGAAAGGACAAAUUCAUCAGAUCGACUAGGAGCAGGCUUCAACCAGUCUUGGAUUCAUUCUGAACUCGCAUAUCGUAACGCAACAUGAAACAAGCAAAAACUAUAAGAUUAUAGAGCUUAAAAUAUACGAAAUAAUACUUAAUACAUACAACAAGUGCGAUUAAACGUGUGUGCAUCAAAUAUAUUAAUUAUUAUCAUAUUUAUAUUGUUAAAUAUCUUUUACGUUUUGAAUAAUCAGGAAAAAUUAUGUAACUUAACAAAUAUAUUUUUACAAUUUGUUUUUACAAGUGAAUAACAUUUGUUACUUAAUAAGAACAUGUUAAGUACUGCUGUUAUUUCGAAUUGGUAUUAUGCUUACGUGUCAUACGUAUAUUUCAUAUUACUUUUAAGGAAUAUAAUCACAAAUCAUGAUUUGUGAUUUAUGUACCAAAAAAAAAAUUACGUUCAAAUAUUGAUCACAGUUAACACGCAAGCAAUAAAAUACAAAUAGUAGUUAUGUUCGCCUUUUCGACGACUGCUCCGUUUAUCUCCUUUCAUCUUACAUGGACAAUAGUAUGGUAUAGCAUAAUUAGCUCCAUGCAUGAAUUUAUUUUUAUUUUUGGAUUCAUAAUUUAUAUCGUUGGAACACCGGAAAUGAUAAAAAUACUUUAGUAAACCUUAACAUUAUUUUAUUAAAAAAUAUUUAAAAUGUUGAAAAUUUUUGAGCGGUUGAAACGCUCAUAAUUUUUGGCGCGAAUUCGACAGAGCGUGAUGACGUCACACGUUGGGCGGCCCAACUGACGUUUGCUACUAAUGACACUAAUCUGUCGAACGCGUGACGUCACGUGGCGUUUCGAGCGUUUCGCUCACUAGCUUUUCGCGGGCAAAUUUUUGUACUUUUUAUUUAUAAUUUUAAGUAAUUAAAUGGUAAUUUAAAAACGGAAAUGCAUUUGUAACAUGAUAUAACGGUAACAAACAUCCUAAUAAAACAUAUUUCGUUCAAAUAUAAACUUCAUGCAUGAGGCUAAUUAUAACAUAGGACCAUAUAAUUAAAAAAUAGUCUCAGAAGCUUGCUAAGUAGCUUGCGAAAAAAUUUGUCUGUUCCACAAUUAAUAGACAACAUUGAAACCUUGACAAGUGGGACUUAGAUACUGAUUAUUUUGUUGAGAACAGGCAAGGCUAGACUAGCCAUACUUCUACAACUUUGCGAUUUCUAAAUCCUGUAAUUACGUGACUAAUUCAAAUCUAAGUAUAACCUCGUGUGUGGAGGAAUUAACAGUUUUUUGCCAUCUCACUUGUCUAGGUUUACAAAAACUUUACACGGGAAAUCAGCUAGGAAAGAACGAACUAAUUUAUUGUAACACUAUAUUCGUAAUAAUCGUAAUAUUUUAGAUCAACACUAUUUUCGUCCAUAUUUUUUACUGCACAUUAGGUACCAUUUCAUAUAAUUUUUAUGUAUGCAAGCUUAGAGAAAAACUAAAAUCUGUAACCUCAUAAGGCCCACAGACCCAUAUGGCUUAUUACUUUAAUAAUGCAGGUAAUUGAAACCAUUUCAGCUGAGUUGCAUUUCUUUUAUUUCGUUGGACUUCAAAACAAAAGAAAUUAUAAAUCAUAUUUCCUACACUAUUGAUUUCAAUACCUGUGACACAACAAGUUAAUCUUGACGCGACUUUAUUUUAAGAGAAUAAGAGCGUGUCAAGGUAAUUUUGAACACCUCGCCCGCUUAGCAACUUCUGCUGCUGACUGUACCUGCAUUAAUAUUUUUGUCAAAUGUAUAUUGAACCUGGAGUCUCGAUAAAUUUCCCGUGAGACUCAACUUUAAAACAUUAAAAACUGGCCAAUUACAGAAUUGGCCAAUCAUCAAUUCAUCACCAUUCAUCAACCCGAACUCUGCCGGCUGUAUAUUACGUUGAGUGACCCGUUUUUAGAUAUUUUAAUAUAUUAAUGUAUUGAGACUGUAUUUAAUAAUGAAAAGCAAGCAUAGCUCGGUUUAAAUUAAGCUUUGAUAUGUUAUAAAAUGAUGUAAAAAUAGCUUAGUUUGUAUUUGCGUCAUUGUAUUAUAGUUUGAGUUGAUAUUUUAUUUUAAUUUGGUCUUAAAUUACAUUUACAGUA